AAUAAACUUAAUUACUUAUGAUAAUAUGAGUACUCUAAUAUUUGAUAGUAGAGUGUAUAUAUAUGAUGUGUGAGAUACACUUACUUCAUAAGUAAAUAUUAAUUUGAAGCAGUGACAACAACAAGUGACAAUAAUGGAGCUCAUGUACUUACCACUCGUGAUCAUCGCGCUGCUCUGUUCUUUUUACUAUUACUUCACAAGGAAUUUCAACUACUGGAAAGAGAGAGGCAUCAUUGGACCAGAACCAAUACCUAUUUUCGGAAACAUAAAAAAUUCCGCACUUCGUCGUGAAAAUGGCGGUGAAACCAUUGCUAACAUUUACCAUCAGUAUCCAAACGAGAAAAUAGUUGGAGUGUUCAGAAUGACGACACCAAAUCUUUUACUCAGAGAUCUGGAUACUAUUAAACACGUGAUGAUUAAAGAUUUCGACCAAUUCUCCGAUCGUGGAAUCCAGUUCAGUACAGAAGGUCUUGGCUUGAAUUUAUUCCAUGCUGAUACUAAUACUUGGAGAGUACUCAGAAAUCGUUUCACACCUCUGUUUACUUCUGUAAAAUUAAAAAAUAUGAUGCAUUUGAUGACAGAAAAGGGAGACCAGUUUGUUGAAUACGUGGAAAAAAUUACAAAUAACCAAGCAGAAUACAAAAUCCACAACCUUAUCCAAAAGUACACCGUAUCUACAAUAGUAGCUUGUGCUUUUGGUUUCAAUAUCGAUGAUUAUACAGAUACAAAUCCAAUAAUUAAGACCCUACAUAAAAUAGAUCGUGAAAUAUUCACUACAAAUUAUGGCAAUGAAUUUGAUAUGAUGUUUCCAGGUUUAUUCAAAAAACUAAACAUAUCUCUUUUCCCUAAAUAUGUAUCGGAUUUUUUUAACAAAUUAACAAGAUCUGUUAUUAGCGAGAGGCAAGGAAUGCCUACAGAUAGAAAAGACUUCAUGGAUUUAAUUUUAGAAUUGAGAAAUCAAAAAGAAAUACAGUCCACGAAAAGGAACAAUAGCGAGGAACAAAUGUAUCUAGAGAUAACGGAUGAUGUUAUUGCUGCGCAGUCCUUCGUCUUUUUCGCGGCAGGAUACGAAACAAGCGCUACCACUAUGACUUUUUUGCUGUACCUGUUAGCAAAAAAUCCACAUAUCCAAGAAAAGUUACAUGAAGAAAUAGAUAAAACACUAGAAAAUCAUAAUGGUGAAGUAACAUACGAUACAAUCAAGGAUAUGACUUAUUUAGAUAAGGUAUUCGAUGAGACGCUUCGUCUGUUUCCUUUAGUGGAACCAUUGCAGCGACGUGCACAGUCUAACUACAAAAUUCCAAACACUGAUAUUGUUGUCAAGAAAAAUCAAAUAGUAUUAGUUACACCUCGUGGUAUUCAUCACGAUCCUAAAUAUUAUCCAAACCCUGAAGUCUUUGAUCCUGAGAGAUUUGAUCCUGAAAUUGCGGCUGCAAGGCAUCCUUGUGCAUAUAUACCAUUCGGGGUUGGUCCAAGGAACUGCAUUGGCAUGCGUUUCGCCAAAAUGCAGUCCCGUAUAUGCAUUGUCAAGUUACUCUCAAAAUUCCGAGUGGAACGAUCAAAGAACACCAUGGAAGAAAUGAAGUUUGACCCCAUGAGGAUCGUGAUGACCCCAGCUGAUGGGAUUCUAUUGAAUAUAUUGCGAAGAAAAUAAAUUUUUAAAAGCAGACUAGUUUGCCGUCAUAUUUUAAAUGAUAAAUUUUGCAGGUAAAUAGUACCUACAUACCUACUUCUUAAAUGCCGACGUUUCGACGUGGAUUGCACCACGUCGUGGUCGCAACAGAAGUAGGUACGUAGGUUUAUUUACCUGUAAAAGCUUUUACGAUAAGUUCCAAUUGUGUAUUUAAAAUAUGUGUAAACAACGCGUAAGUUUAAAAUUAACUAGUUUGUCGUAGUCAUAAAAGUGAACAUAAUAUGAGAGCUUAUACUGUAAUUAUUUAACUGUAUGUCGAUUGCACUGUGAUAUUGCAAGCUCAGUUUAGUUAGUGCUGAUAGAGAUUCUUAACUUUUUUGUUUUUAUAAUAAUAAUUUAUUUAUUUGCUCGAAAUGUGGUUCUAUCUGUUCUCCUUUAACUAAAGGUUGUCUGGAAGAGAUCGCCCUAGCGAUAAGACCGCCUUUUGUACCUUUAUGUGUAUAUUUCAAUCUCUAUUUAUGUUACUGUAUUUCACUUGAAUUAUUCACUUGUCAUUGUAUAUUUUUAUUUAUGGUGCAAUAAAGAGUUAAAUAAAAUAAAAAUAAAUAAAAUAAUAAUAAUGGUCUUAAAUAUUAUUGAGCUACACAUUUCGCCUUAUCUAAAGGCAUGCAAAUUUUUAUUUCAGCACACAGUGGCUUACAUAUAUUAACAGCCUAGUAGGAGUCAAUCUAUAAAUAUUGACAGUCGCACACAUACCAAUGGUAGCAGAACUAAACAAAUACAAAUACAAAUACAAACUAAACAAAAACAAAAACACAACAAGUCAAAAACAUAACAAAUGGCAUACAAUACAACUGAAUUAUACAUUUACAUACAUACAUUUAAUUUUUUAAAAAGUCAUUUAUUGAAUAAAAAUUGCAUUCCAGUAACCAUUUUUUUAACCGUAAUUUAAAGUGACUUACUGGUAGUUCUCUUAUUGAUUUUGGUAUUUUAUUAUUUAUUUUAAUAGUCAUUAUAUCACAGUUUUGUUGAUGCAGUGUGGUUCUGCAGAUGGGCAGUUUCAACAUUGUGUGUGUGUGUGUUUUGUAAAUACAUACAUUCUUUGAUUGAUUGUAAUAAUACAACGUUGUAUUAUUCUAGGUGUAUUCUAUGUUUAAUUGUUUGUAUUCUAUUAUUUGUAUUAUUAUAUCGUAUUCAAAUGUUUAUCACAAGUGAGAUCGGUAUAUUAAAUCGCUUGAUCACUAAGGUCGCCAAAUGUUUUGCUUUUUGCU
Molecule: messenger RNA, 2904 nt
Organism: Galleria mellonella (greater wax moth)
Lineage: Eukaryota; Metazoa; Arthropoda; Insecta; Lepidoptera; Pyralidae
Product: cytochrome P450 6B5-like
Exons: 2
Coding region: 134-1654 (506 amino acids)
Molecular function (GO): heme binding; monooxygenase activity; oxidoreductase activity, acting on paired donors, with incorporation or reduction of molecular oxygen
Source: RefSeq, a predicted model, not a curated record